AAGAAAGGAUUGCUAGUGCGGCACGUAAUUCUUGAAGUUGUUGCUCAGUCAUGCGAGCAUCAUCCUCUUCAGGAACCUAUAAACACAAGAUAUAUUAAUACUUAUAAAGUAUCAAAUCGCCUUGGAUCACGCUUAGAAAAGAUGAUCCGAAGGAUUGACAAAGAACUGGAACAGUAUGACAGUGAAGUUGGUUCGAAAUUAAAUUUAAUUCAAGCAAACGAGAGUGGACAAAUAAGUGUUAGUGAUUUAGCGGAAGCACUUAGUAUUAUUAAACAUACACCUGGUGAUAAUGAAAGGAUUAAAAAGAUUGUAAAUAAAUUGGAUGCUGAUGGGGAUGGAUUAGUAUUUUUAGAUCAUAUUUAUGAAUUAUGUUCCGAAGGAGAAGGUUUAGGCGUAUUAGUAGAAAAGCCUCAAGAAGAAAAGGUUCCUAAACCCAAAAAAGAGGACAUUGUACAAACAUGA
This is a messenger RNA of Scutellospora calospora, 462 nucleotides long. NCBI's taxonomy places the organism in Eukaryota, Fungi, Glomeromycota, Glomeromycetes, Diversisporales, Gigasporaceae. The record is from the annotation of a GenBank genome assembly.